Molecule: messenger RNA, 2747 nt
Organism: Lutzomyia longipalpis
Lineage: Eukaryota; Metazoa; Arthropoda; Insecta; Diptera; Psychodidae
Gene: bumpel
Product: sodium-coupled monocarboxylate transporter 1
Exons: 8
Coding region: 928-2673 (581 amino acids)
Biological process (GO): transmembrane transport; sodium ion transport
Cellular component (GO): membrane
Molecular function (GO): symporter activity
Source: RefSeq, a predicted model, not a curated record
UAAUCUUCAACAAUACGCUGCAAUAAUUUUAAAACGAAAGGUUCAUGCAGGGGACUCACCCUUGUCUAAUGCAAGACUCUUUCCCUAAAGAAAAAUCUUUCAUCCUCAUCUAUGCUUUUUAUGAUUAUGCUCACUUUAACACAUUUAAAAGAUCCUAAAUUAGUAUUAAUGCAUUUAAUUCAUCACUAAACAAGAUCAACAAAUUACUUGAGAAGCUUGAGAAUGAAUUAAAAAUUCAAUUUUACCAAGAUAACAACAAUGAACAAUUAAAACGUGUAGAUACUGUAGAUAAGUAAAGAUAUCAUCAGCAGUAAAAUCAUUUAAUGAAUCUUUUAGCUUACAGCAAUUUUAUGUUCAUCAAGACACUUUAAUGAAAUGAAGAAAUUUGAGGUACUACAGAAUAAUUUUCAUCAUCACUAAUUCAAUUUAUUAAAUAAGAUGAUCAUCUGCGUCAAGUUCAUCCUCAUUUGAUGACAAAGUCAGUGACGACACAAUUUGGCACCUAAAGCCUAAUUUAUAAAUCUCUCUGAACCUCAUGUGCUCUCACUCUUAUAUUCACAAAUUGGCCGCGAAAUGAUUCAAUCAAGUGAGAGGUUGAUGAUGUAGGGAAUUUUGUGAGUGAUGCUAAACCACCACAGAGAUAACAAUGAUGAUACAAUUUGUACUAACAGCCGUAGAUUUAAUAGUUGCCCACUGUGCAAGAUCACCAAUUUACAUGCGACGAUUUAAUACACGGGAAUAUUCGGGACAUGUGGGAAUCAAUGUGAGGUUCGUCAGUUCGCCAUCAACCCAGCCAGAUGCAGUUUGGCUUCACAGAUCGCGCGCGCCUAAGCCACUGAAAUUCGCGUAUAUAACUCAUCUCUAUUGUGAACCUUUGAGUACAAGUGAGAGAUUUCCUUGAAAAAAAAAAAAAAAACACACGCAACAAUGCAAAGUCUCGAGGAAUUAAUUUUACGAUCACAAAAAUUCUCCCUUCCUGAUUACCUUGUCUUCAUCAUUAUGCUGUUUAUGUGUAUCCUCAUUGGAAUAUAUUUUGGGUUCAUCAAGAAUGUGGAUACAGAAUCGGAAUAUCUUGUUGGAGGUCGAAAUAUGCAAGUUCUCCCAAUUGCAUUGAGUCUCAUUGCGAGCUUUAUCAGUGGGAUAACCCUCCUAGGACUUCCGACGGAAGUAUAUUCCUACGGAACGCAAUAUCUCUAUGUGAUCUCAGGAGUUUUCCUGAUGGCAAUCACAUUUUCAACAGUUUAUCUCCCAGUUUUUCAAGGACUCAACAUCACAUCAACCUAUCAGUAUUUGGAAAGUCGUUUUGAUCGACGACUUCGUCUCUAUGGAUCCAUCAUGUUCGCAAUUAUGAAUGUAGCGUACCUCCCCAUUGUGAUCUAUGUCCCCAGCCUGGCUUUCAAUCAAGUAACUGGCGUCAAUAUACACAUCUGUUCAAUAAUGCUUGUUGUCGUCUGUGUUUUCUACACAUGCGUGGGUGGUUUGAAGGCCGUGGUGUGGACGGAUGUUGUCCAAGUCAUACUAAUGUUUGCCGCCUUGAUUCUAGUCGCGAUUAAGGGAACAUUCCAUGUAAAUGGGCCGGAAAUUGUUUUAAAGAAUGCUUUUGAGACUGAUCGCAUUGAAGCACCCAUUUUCAACAUUGAUCCCACAAUUCGGCAUUCAUUUUGGUGCCUCUCGAUUGGGGGACUCUUCUAUUGGGUGCAGACAAAUGCCAGUAGCCAGAAUAUGAUUCAGCGAUACCUUUCACUACCAUCCCUCCGGGAGAGUCGAAGAGCUGUGUGGAUCUUUGUGAGCGGAGUAACAAUUCUCAUGCUCCUCUGUGCCUACAAUGGGCUUCUUAUUUUCACCACAUACCGCGAUUGUGAUCCACUGACAACAAAAUUGGCCAAAGCAAAGGACCAGCUGUUGCCACUGUUCGUGAUGGACACUCUGGGUGAAUUGCCUGGACUCUCCGGGAUGUUUAUUGCCGGAGUGUUCAGUGCUGCACUCAGUUCCCUUUCCACCUGCCUCAAUUCAAUGUCCGCAGUCGUACUGGAGGAUUUCUGUAAACCCUUCGUACGUACCCCGCUCACCACAACGGCAACCAACUGGAUAAUGCGAUCCGUGGUUGUCGGUGUGGGAGCUCUCUGCGUUUGCUUGGUGUUUGUUGUUGAGAAAAUGGGAACUGUGCUGCAGCUCACAAUGAGCCUAGAAGCUAUCACGAAUGGACCCCUAUUGGGUAUCUUUACGAUUGGCAUUCUCCUCCCGCGGAUUAAUGGAACAAGCGCUCUCUCGGGAGGAGUUUUCGGGGUACUGCUCAUGAGUUGGAUUAGUCUCAAUGCACAAUGGGCCAUUGCUUCGGGAUCCCUCAAAUUCGACACAAAACCCAUGUCUAUUGAUGGAUGCAACUACCUUUUCAACUACACAUCUACCAUUUACACAACACAGGCACCAAUGGAUCCUGAAGCUAGCAUAAUGCCACUCUAUCGAAUCUCCUACAUGUGGUACACUUUCCUGGGAACCAUUUCAACCAUUCUUGUGGCGUUUAUUGUUAAUUUAAUAAAUGGGGGUAAUGAUCCUCAUAGCAUCGAUGCAUCCCUCAUAUCUCCAGUCAUCAGGAAAUACUACAAAAAUCCAGCCAAAGUUGUCAAGGAAGAAGUGGUGAUAAAGGACAUAACUGAAGAGUCGUAUCUGUAGAAACAGUUUGUGAUGUUUUUUUUUCAUAUUGUCAAAUAAAACUUUCAGUCUUUUCCAUUCCGGUAGCUAAUAAA